UCCGAGACAAGUUCAUCGGCAUAGAUGAACCCUCUUAAAUUUACUCUUAAGUUUUCCUCUUAAAUCUUAAAAGUUAACUUGUUUUUUAACGAAAUAAUAUGUCUUUUCAGGUACAGAACAUUUAAUUUUCAAGCCAGUAUUUUCAACAUUCAGCGAGAGUGGAAAUGGAUCAAAUAUUGACAGCAGCCGGGGCUGCCACUGGGGGCAUAAGUUCGUUUUUCUCACUCUUAGUCGCAGCAAUUAUUUAUUUUCAAUACGAGCUUUUGGAUCCAGAAUCAAGACCAAUUAAUAUUCCGUCCGAACUUUUGAUGCCUACGUAUGAUUUCAUAGUGAUAGGAGCAGGAUCUGCAGGCGCUGUGGUGGCGAGUCGAUUGAGUGAGGUAGAAAACUGGAAUGUGUUACUUCUAGAGGCAGGAGGAGAUGAAACGGACAUAUCUGACGUGCCCCUUUUAGCGGGGUACUUACAACUGAGUCAAUUGGACUGGAUGUAUAAAACUGAGCCACAGGGAAAUUCAUGCUUAGCAAUGGAAAAUGGCCGGUGCAAUUGGCCCCGCGGCAAAGUCGUGGGAGGCAGCUCUGUGUUGAAUUAUAUGCUGUAUCUGCGCGGCAACAAGCGCGACUACGACAUCUGGGAGGCCGACGGCAACGUUGGCUGGGGCUCUCAAGAGGUGCUGCGCUACUUCAAGAAAUCCGAGGACAAUCAGAAUCCUUACUUGACGCGCACGCCUUAUCACUCGCAGGGCGGUUAUCUCACCGUUCAAGAGGCCCCGUGGCACACGCCGCUGGCGGCGGCUUUCGUCAAGGCGGGCCAGCAGAUGGGCUAUGAGAAUCGCGACAUCAACGGCGCGCAUCAAGCUGGCUUCAUGAUCGCCCAGGGCACGAUUCGAGGUGGCAGCCGAUGCUCCACGGCCAAGGCUUUUUUGAGGCCUGCCAGGUUGAGGAAGAAUCUUCACAUUGCUAUGAAUUCCCAUGUAACCAAGGUCUUAAUCGAUCCAACUAGUAAACGAGCUUACGGCGUGGAAUUUAUGCGUGAAAAUCAGAUAUAUCGAAUUCGUGCAAAAAAAGAAAUAAUCGUCUCGGGUGGAUCUAUCAAUUCGCCACAAAUUCUCAUGUUGUCUGGAGUAGGUCCUCAGGAACAUUUGAAGCAAUUAGGAAUUCCAGUGAUACAGAAUUUGCGCGUCGGUGAAAAUCUCCAAGAUCACGUGGGAGUUGGCGGUCUUACCUUCAUGGUGAAUCAAGAAAUUUCCAUGGUCGAAAAUCGCCUGCACAGCGUCAACGCCGUUUUACAGUAUGCCGUCUUUGGCUCGGGUCCGUUGACCGUAUUGGGUGGCGUGGAAGGUCUAGGAUUCGUCAACACCAAAUACGCCAAUGCUACCGAAGAUUUUCCUGACGUCGAACUGCAUUUCAUUUCUGGAUCGACGAAUUCCGACGGAGGUCGGCAAAUCAGAAAAAUUCACGGUCUGACAAAGCGCUUCUACGACAUAGUUUUCGGCCCGAUCAACAAUCAAGACGUAUGGAGUGUCUUGCCCAUGCUUUUGCGUCCCAAGAGCAAAGGUGUUAUCAAGCUAAGAUCGAAGAAUCCGUUCGAUCAUCCGCUCAUCUACCCGAACUACUUUCAAGAUCCGCAGGACAUGAAGGUCCUCGUCGAAGGUGUCAAAAUAGCCAUGGCUCUGAGCCGGACUCCAGCAUUCAGGAAGUACGGCAGUGCACUGAAUCCAACGCCUUUCCCAGGCUGCACACAUCUGCCGAUGUACAGCGAUCCUUACUGGGAGUGCAUGAUUCGUCAUUAUUCGGCCACUGUCUACCAUCCAGUAGGAACUUGUAAAAUGGGCCCGUAUUGGGACUCCGAAGCAGUCGUUGAUCCUCAGCUCAAAGUUUACGGAUUAUCUGGACUUCGGGUGAUCGAUGCUUCGAUCAUGCCUAAACACAUAAGUGGAAACACCAACGCCCCAGCGAUUAUGAUUGGCGAGAAGGGCGCAGAUAUGAUUAAAGAGUAUUGGUUUAGGAAUAGACACGUGGGCUGAAAUAGGAGACUAAAGUCGAAAAGGAUGAUUUUCAAGUGAUAAAUUUCGUGCAGCAAUGAAACGCCUAAAGUGCGGAUCUGCACCGACUACUUAGCCUUUUAACGACUAGUAUUAUUUACGAAUAUUUUAUCAGUAUUUUUAGUAAAAAAUAUCACUAUAAAUAUUAUAAAUGCAACGCUGUAUUUAUUAUCGAAUAUGUGAAACUGAAAAUAUGCAAGGUAAUUCUUUGUACAAUUUUAAUUAGACUUAUAAUCGCAAACUCGAAUGAUUGGUUUACUCAAGAAAUUAAACGAACUUCAACAAUGAGUAAAAUUAUGUUUUUCCUAUCGCUGUUAAUUUUGUAAAAAUUACAAUUCUACUGCAGUAUACUUAACGUAAAUAUAUGUGUGUGUGGACACGAAUAUAGUUAGCUUUUUAACGUUCUUGAAGAAUGAAUUUGUAUAAACGUAUGUUUACAAAUAUGAUUAGGCCGAUGAUAGUCCGUCAUCGCCACCUACUUUCACAAAAAUUAUUUCGAAUAUUGCUAAAACAAAUUUCGAAGUGUAUAUGUGUUAAGAAAGCGCAAGUACUGUUAUACAUAAUUUUUGUAGUAUGUUGACUUCUUCCCAAACUGUAAAUAGUUAAUGAACUAUAUAAAUAUAAAAAUCAAGUUGAAUUAUUCAAAAUAGUUUGUAAUGGACAUUGUUCUAGAUUCGACAAAAAAUUCGACGAAUUCGUAAAAUAAGGA
Trichogramma pretiosum is the source of this 2751-nucleotide messenger RNA. Its product is annotated as glucose dehydrogenase [FAD, quinone]. The record is from RefSeq and is a predicted model, not a curated record. Gene Ontology annotation, molecular function: oxidoreductase activity, acting on CH-OH group of donors; flavin adenine dinucleotide binding. The coding region runs from base 165 to 2024 and encodes 619 amino acids. The transcript is spliced from 5 exons. Lineage: Eukaryota; Metazoa; Arthropoda; Insecta; Hymenoptera; Trichogrammatidae.